AUGACACGCUCACCGCAGGUGUCAGCCGGGUCUCGCGCCACAAUUCAUCCAAACAGCGGCGACGAGCCAUCAACCUCACUUCCCUGCCAAGGGCAUGGCUACGGUCGCACGGGCAAUGAGCCUUUCCAAAGGCCAGCACUGCGUCCCAAACGAAAUGGCAACGCAUUGGCACUCGCCAGCCAGCCGGGCUUUGCCGUGUCGCCAUCGGAAGUCGUCUCGUCCGAGGAGGAGAUGGCCAACCAAACUAGCUGCGAAAUCCUCCUGACAUCCUGCUUGAUCUUCACAGCCAUAUGCUGCCUGCAAGGGAACUUGACCACGGCGCUGGUCCAUUUGCGCAACGGGCAGAAACUGUUCCAUCAGUGGAAGAAUGCGAGCCGGGGCAUGCGGGCCAACGGUCUCAUUGAUGUCAGGGCCUUUGUUGCCUUGUUAAGCCGGCUCUGCACACAGACGAUUGACCUGCGAAACGCACCGUGGGAGGACUGGGACAUUGCCGGGGCGGCGCUGGCAGAGCUUUCCCCGGAGCCGUAUACUUCACCAGUCCAGGCUUACCUCGAAUUCGAACCUAUAUGCAACGGCUUCAUGGAACUUCGGCACAGGGGACAGCUGACUCUCCACGAGGGGCAGCCCGGUCCGGCAAAGGAGCUUCGUCACGCCUACCAACAAGCUCUCGCUGCUUGGGCUGCAAAGUUUACCCAUCUUCAAACCUCAGAGGCUCUCUCCGCAAACGAUUUCGAGGGAAUUUUGAUCUUGGAGGCACGCUAUUUGUCGUUUUAUAUCGACCUCAACAGGGAUCCAGAGUCUGAGAUGCACUGGGACGCAUUCCAGGCCGAGUUUGCUAGAAUUGUCCACUUGGCUGAGCGCGUCUGUCAGAUAUCAGGCCAGGAUGAGCCGUCAAACCAGCGUACACGCGGGAUGCUGGCGACUCGCGUCUUUGCAUUCUCCUCGUCGGGAAUGGAUGCCGUGUUCACCGUCGCCAGGUACUGUCGACACCAUGCCACCCGCCCCAGGGCUCUCCAUCUUCUCCAAAAUUGGUCCAUCAAAGAGGGCAUUUGUGAUACCAAGAUAGCCUCCGUCGUAGCCGCCGGCCUCACAGCAGUAGAGGAGGGGCCCGGGAAAACAAAUUCUCUGCACGACAGGCCACCGGGAUGCGAAUGCGACGGUGUCUUCAUAUGCCAUGAUGAUCGGAUCAAGGUGGUUGCGGGCGAGUUUGUCGAGGACGGGAAAGUAGCAAUGAUGGCGAGAACAGUGAGAGACGUGAGGCUAGGGCUUCCAGGGACGUUUAUUCCAGUGUCAUGGUGA
Metarhizium acridum CQMa 102 is the source of this 1299-nucleotide messenger RNA. RefSeq lists its product as uncharacterized. Lineage: Eukaryota; Fungi; Ascomycota; Sordariomycetes; Hypocreales; Clavicipitaceae. The record is from RefSeq and is a predicted model, not a curated record.